AUGAAGUUGUUUGUCGCUCUCGUCGUUGCAUCCGCCGCCGCCACCAAGCAAUCCGUAACCACCCUAUCGUCCGACGAACGCACGACGCUGCGCGAGGAGUUGGCCAAGUGGCGCCAAGAGUUUGGUUCGAAGGCUGCGGCCCAGGGUCUGCUGCCCCGCGCUCCCCAAGGCUCAAACCCGUUAGAAGCGGAAACGGACGCGCUCCAGCGCUUCUACGAUAACAAGGUUCGCAUUGAGGAGGCCCGCCGCAACAACCCCGAAGCCACAUUCGACUACAACCACCCGUUUGCUCUCAUGACGGAAGCCGAGUUCAAGGACCUUGUGGUCGGUCGCUCGUUCCAGCAAGGCCUGAACGCUGCAAAUGCUCUCCCGUCGGCCAAAGUCGACCUGAAGGCACCUCGAGCUGCAUCGGUGGACUGGACCACCGGCAACUGUGUCAACCCCAUUCGCAACCAAGGUAACUGCGGGUCUUGCUGGGCCUUUUCGUCUGUGGGAACUUCUGAAUCUGCACACUGCCUCGCGUCGGGAGAGCUCCUCGACUUGUCCGAACAGCAAGUGACGAGUUGCUCGACCAACGGCUACAGCAACGGUUGCAGCGGUGGCUAUGAGGAUGCUGCCAUCGACUACCUUGUCAGCACUGGCGUGUGCCUGGAGCAGGACUUUCCCUACACGUCUGGCACCACUGGCUUGACUGGAUCGUGUGCCAACUCGUGCACCAAGCGUCAGCUCAGCAUCGGCGCGACAGUACGGGUGAAUGGCGAGUCUGCCACUAUCGCUGCACUGAACAACCAGCCUGUGUCCGUGGCUGUCGAGGCGGGUAACGCUGUGUGGCAAAACUACCGCAGCGGUGUGGUCUCGCAAUGCCCUGGCGCAAUCUCCGACCACGCCGUCAUUGCUGUGGGAUAUGACGCGUCGUCAAUUAAGAUCCGCAACUCGUGGAGCGCCAACUGGGGCGAAGCUGGACAUAUCCGCCUCAAGCGCGGCGGGGCUGGCAACGGCACGUGCAAUGUCGUUGAGUUUGUGUCGUUCCCCACGAUUAGCGGAUCGACCCCUAAGCCUUCCCCUUCCCCUACGACCAAGCCGACUGUGUCGCCGACUCCAACCAAGCCCACGACAAAGCCCAAGACUACCACCCCCUCGCCCACGUCUGCACAACCUGACGUGUGCACCAACUGCAGCGGAUGCUACUACCCGGCCGGGAACCAGUGUUUGCCGGUGGAAUACACCAAGAGCGACUGCGACUACUACAAGGCCGACUUUGGCACAGUCUGGUGCGGCAUUUAA
Molecule: messenger RNA, 1284 nt
Organism: Aphanomyces invadans
Lineage: Eukaryota; Oomycota; Saprolegniomycetes; Saprolegniales; Verrucalvaceae
Exons: 1
Coding region: 1-1284 (427 amino acids)
Cellular component (GO): lysosome
Molecular function (GO): cysteine-type endopeptidase activity
Source: RefSeq, a predicted model, not a curated record